AUGGUAACUUCAGAAAUUCUUGAGCAUUAUAAAUUACUCAAUCUGUGUCUGGGAGGGGCCUUUUCCCGGGCGGGCGCGGCUCCCCCUGGCGGCGGCCGGGCGGCGCUGGUGGCGCGCAAUCAGGCGUUCUCCGCGGGCAGCCGGCCGGCGGGGCCUUGCCUUCAGCGCGGGGUCCUCGGCGGCCUGGGUGGCUGCUGCCCCUGCUGCUGUCGUAGACGGGGACGGCUGUUGGUGCGGUUGCUGUUGGUUCUCGGCGGCGGCGGCAGCGGAGGGAGAGGGCGAGGCGACGGGGAAGAAGGAGGCCGGCGCGGCGGCGGCGCCCGGGGGCCGGAGGCGGCGAGGGGGGGGAAGAUGGCGGACGUGCUGAGCGUCCUGCGACAGUACAACAUCCAGAAAAAGGAGAUCGUGGUGAAGGGAGACGAAGUGAUCUUCGGGGAGUUCUCCUGGCCCAAGAAUGUGAAGACCAACUAUGUGGUGUGGGGAACCGGAAAGGAAGGCCAACCCAGAGAGUACUACACAUUGGAUUCCAUCUUAUUUCUGCUUAAUAAUGUGCACCUUUCUCAUCCUGUUUAUGUUCGACGUGCAGCUACUGAAAAUAUUCCUGUGGUUAGAAGACCUGAUCGAAAAGAUCUACUUGGGUAUCUCAACGGUGAAGCGUCAACAUCGGCCAGUAUAGACAGAAGUGCCCCCCUAGAAAUAGGUCUUCAGCGAUCUACUCAAGUCAAACGAGCUUCAGAUGAAGUUUUAGCAGAAGCGAAGAAACCACGAAUUGAGGAUGAAGAGUGUGUGCGUCUUGAUAAAGAGAGAUUGGCUGCUCGUUUGGAGGGUCAUAAAGAAGGGAUUGUGCAGACUGAACAGAUUCGGUCUUUGUCUGAAGCUAUGUCAGUGGAAAAAAUUGCUGCAAUCAAAGCCAAAAUCAUGGCUAAGAAAAGAUCUACUAUCAAGACUGAUCUGGAUGAUGACAUAACUGCUCUUAAACAGAGGAGCUUUGUGGAUGCUGAGGUAGAUGUGACACGCGACAUUGUCAGCAGAGAAAGAGUGUGGAGGACUCGAACAACUAUCCUGCAGAGCACAGGGAAGGUAAGCACCUUACCCGUCCGUCAGGGUGGUGCUCAUCUGUGUGAAAGCUUUCACAUUUCAUCUCUCUGAAAGAUCAGUAAUUGUAGACUUCCAAGUAUUCACUAUUCCAUUCAGGAGAGUGUAGUAAGAACCUGAUGAAAAGAACCUGAAUCACAAUGUAAGCCCUUCACACAUCAUUUCUAAAUUCAAGAGUGGUCUAGUUUUCUUGUUGAAUCAGAUUUGUGCCUAAACUUGACGAGUAGGGAAUAUUGAUGGGAAAGC
This is a messenger RNA of Castor canadensis (American beaver), 1341 nucleotides long. The record is from RefSeq and is a predicted model, not a curated record. Lineage: Eukaryota; Metazoa; Chordata; Mammalia; Rodentia; Castoridae.